AUGGCGUCGCUCUUCACUCUCACCACUCUGGUCAUGUCUAGCUAUUGGGGAAAGGAGCAAACUUACACCCGACUUCGAACAGACUCCUCGAGCCCCCAAAUCACUGCGCCCCAUUCGAUCAACGAGCUUGAGAGCCCUAAUUUAAAAGGGCUCGCCACUCUCCCUGUUGAGAUCUUGUUGUCAAUCACUGAUUUUCUUGAUUGGGAUGAUUGGAUUUGCAUCUCGCUUUGCAGUCGACAACUAUUUUGCAUUUUCAAUGAUAGAGCCAAGCACCCACUUUUUUGCCCACUUUGGGCGCUUGGAGGAUACAAGGUAUUAAGAUUCAAGGUGCCCAUUUUACGCCGACUGGGACGAGACAAACCAAAAUCGUUCAUUUGCCAUCUCACCUAUGUUCUUUGUGAGCCUGAUGGCUCGGAAUGUCCCGGUCUCUACGACAAAUUGUUUGAGGGAGAAGACUAUCCCAGUUUAUCUUCUUAUGAAUGGGGAGAAGACUAUGUUCUGGUAUUGAGGCGAAAAGAGCCAAUAUGGUGCCACGUAUAUUACAGAAUAUUAUUUCUGUGCCUUCAGCUUGCGAGAAUAAAGGCUCUAACUGGAGAAGCGCGAACGUCCGGAAUUUACCUCGAUCCGUCAUACACCCGAGUUCGGACUGACCCCUCGAGUCCUGAAAUCACUUGUCUCCUUUCAAUCAACGCAUUGCAUUAUCCGGAGGGGGUUUGCCUGAGAAUGCAACAAAUCAAUCUCGUUCAUCGAAACAACUGGGAACUACUAUUUCCUCGACAUGAUCCCCAGUUUCAGAAGCACCCCCCACAGAUGAUGUUUAUUUGCAUACAUCUUUCAAACUUCAAACGCGACAUAUUGUUUGAUGCCGUUGUGGAUGGGUAUUUCCAUGGACAAAAAGUCCCUGAUGCUACUUUCACUUGCAGAAAGUGUCAUACAGUUGCUAAAAUUGAGUUGCACAAACAGGGUUCUGAUAUAGCCCUAAUUGUCACGACAUGGAUCAAUCUUGACUCUUGUUGGAGGGCUCUAGAUGAUCCUCGAGGACCUCGACAGAAGGUCCAUUGCAAGACUUGGAGUCCUCUCGGAGCCCUAAGUGCACGCAACUGGAAUGAGCGGACAUACAGUCCUCGGGUCUUUUUCGAAAACGCGUCGUCAUAUCCGUUGAAAGACCUAAGGUCACGAAACCUUUUCCACCUCAGAGCAAAGGAUACAAGAUAUUUUCGAGGAGAGUUUGAGUAUUCGCCAUCAUUAUGUUUGUCUAUAUGCGCUUGCUGGUUUUCAUGUGUUUGCAUGCUUGUAUGCUUUUGGCUUUUGUUUGCUUUGGGCAAUUAA
Penicillium salamii is the source of this 1329-nucleotide messenger RNA. Lineage: Eukaryota; Fungi; Ascomycota; Eurotiomycetes; Eurotiales; Aspergillaceae. The record is from the annotation of a GenBank genome assembly.